GGAUUCCGGCUGCUGAGUGUGGUAACGGAAGUAGGUACGUGGCUGCUGCUCCCGCUGCCGUGUCUGCAGGAUGGCGACUGAGGUUCAGAGCGGCGACCUCACCAGCGCGAACUCCAGCCGCCUCGAGGUUUCCAUCGACGGCCUGACGCUGAGCCCGGACUCGGAGGCGGAGCAGGAGACGCUGGAGGAGGCGGCCGGGGCCGCGGCGGACGGCGGGUCGGACGGCGAGGCCGCGGCGGCGGGGGAAGAAGAGGAGGAGGAGGAGCGGGGCGAGAACGGCCACAGCUCGGUGGAGAGCGUCUGGGGCUUCCCGCUGGUCGAGCUGUACGGCCUGGCGCUCAGGUUUUUCAAAGAAAAAGAUGGCAAAGCUUUCCACCCAACAUAUGAAGAGAAGCUGCGACUGGUGGCCCUCCACAAGCAGGUUCUGCAAGGCCCCUACAACCCAGAUGCCUCCCCUGAGGUGGGCUUCUUUGAUGUGUUGGGAAAUGACCGCAGGAAAGAAUGGGCUUCGUUGGGAAGUAUGGAGAAGGAUGAGGCCAUGGUAGAGUUUGUAAAGCUGUUAAAUAAAUGCUGUACUUUAUUUGCACCAUUCGUUGCAUCACACAAGAUUGAAAAGGAGGAGCAAGAAAGGAAGAGGAGGGAGGAAGAGGAAAUACGACGUCAAGAAGAAGAGGAGUGGGAGCGGCAGCGUCAGGAAGAGGAAAGGCGCAGGCGGGAGGAGGAGGAGAGACUGAAGAGAGAAGAAGAGGAAAGGAGGCAGAUUGAGGAGGAAAGGCUGCGUGUGGAGCAGCAAAAGCAGCAGAUCAUGGCUGCUCUUAAUGCACAGACAGCUGUGCAGUUCCAGCAGUAUGCGGCACAGCAGUACCCGGACAGUCCUGAGCAGCAGCUGGUUCUCAUCAGGCAGCUUCAGGAGCAGCACUACCAGCAGUACAUGCAGCAACUCUACCAGGUGCAGCUGGCGCAGCAGCAGGCAGCCCUCCAGAAGCAGCAGGAGGAUUCUAUAGUUCUUUCCACACUAGAGGCCAGUGAAGCAUCGGCACCCUCUUGUGGUGAGGAGGCCCCUACAGUGAAUGGUCAGGCAGAGUCCUCCACCGACAGCAUAGAGAGAGAGCCUGAUCUGGAGCCUGCAGAGGAGAUCACUGAGAACGGCCCUACAGACUCACCCCCUGUGAUAGCAGCACCUUCUAUGUGGACCCGGCCACAGAUAAAAGACUUUAAGGAAAAGAUUCGCCAGGAUGUUGACUCUGUGAUCACGGUGGGCAGAGGAGAGGUAGUCACUGUGAGAGUCCCCACCCAUGAAGAGGGCUCUUAUCUCUUCUGGGAGUUUGCUACUGACUACUACGACAUUGGCUUUGGUGUCUUCUUUGAAUGGACAGAUUCAACCAAUGCCUCUGUUAGUGUGCACGUCAGCGAGUCUAGUGACGAAGAUGAAGAUGAGGAAGCAGAGCCUCAGAGUGAAGAAGAGAAGGCGAAAAAGGAGGCAGGAAAGCCGCAGGUAGAUGAGAUUGUGCCGGUGUACCGGCGGGACUGUCAUGAAGAAGUUUAUGCUGGAAGUCACCAGUAUCCUGGCCGUGGCAUCUACCUGCUUAAGUUCGACAACUCUUACUCACUCUGGCGGUCCAAGAGUGUCUAUUACAGAGUCUACUACACCAGAUAAGCCUGGAGUCAAGACUGUGGAGCAAACGUGUGUCUGUGUGAGAGAGUGUUUAUGUGCGCAUGUGUGGUUGAGGUGCGUCUCAUGCUUUUCGACUUGAGGAGGUUUGGGCUCUGAUGUAAACUUGCCACCUCUGUUUUGCACUCUAAAAGGCGUGCUCUAGGAUUUUGUGCUUGUUGAUAGUAUUGUGUUCUGCACCCAGUGUGACUUAUCCUCAGCCUCCAUUCAUCUUCUAAUGUCAUCCAAAAAGGUUCUUUGGCCACUUACAAGGACUUCUAGAGCUGUGUGUCCUUUAAGAAAGUGGGUGUGUUUACUUGUCUUGCUUGGACACAGAACAUAGUACUGCUUUUCCACCACUACCUGAAACCUCUUUUUAUUUCUACUGACCUUUUCAUUCAGCAAUUGAGAAUGCGUUUCCAUACACUGCUCUGUCUGAUGUAAAACAUUUUUAAACAAGGUGAAUUGAUCUCAGUGCUCAUUUCUGCUUCUGUAUUAGUGAGUAUUAAUUGCAGUUCAUGUGUCACAUUUGUAAAAAGUGUGGGGGGGGGAGCUGUGAAGAUCUGCAGUAACAUAUUACUGAAUUGCCCAUUAAUGCUUAAUUGACGUGUUUUGAACAAUUUACAGCAAUGGUGCAAAAAAGCCAAAACAUAAUGAAAUUUGGUAAGGCAGCUAAUCCAUAAGAACUUUAUCAUUCCCUUAAUUAUUGUGUUUUUGUUUGUUGUCAUUUGGCUGCUUUCCUCUAACUGAAAUUAGAUAUUGGGUUCUGAUUCUUCCACACUGAGCAAUAUUUCACGCAUCCGUUGUAAUUGUGAACGUGGUUGUGGAUUCAGGUGGUGGCGGAAAAGCAAUAUGACAUGCCUUGCUCCUGGAGGACUUCCUUAUUUAGGUCACUGCUGAGAAUAUCAACCAAUGGUAUAUAAGCGCUUCACCAGUCAGCGUACAGUGCAGACAUAAAGCAGCACGUUCUACACGGAGGCCGUUGGGAGGGAAAGAAAAAUGAAUAAGACAUGAAUUUUCUACUGACGGAAGGAUGAGAAUGAUGUAUAUCUAAGAUUAAACUGGUGGAGGCCUUGAAGAGAGAUUUUUUUUGUUUUGCAGCAGCCUUUGAUAAAGUGGUUGGAUUGUGUGUAAAACGUUUAUUAAAUAUUUAUUAACCCCCCUGGUAGAGUAGGGUCCUUGAUGUCUCUGUAUGUCAUCUUACAUGUAACUGAUUUCCCAACAGUUCAUAUUUCUGCUUUUUAAAUGGUUUUGUCUUUCUCAUCUCUUCUUUUUUUUUCAUUUUGUGUUGAGUUGGAGACUGGGCAGUAUUGACUUUGUAUGGUGGCAUAACUAGCAGUUCGAACUCAUCUUCUUGCCUUUUUUCAUUGUUUCUUUUUAGUUUUCCUUUUUUUUUACAGUCAGUCACUGUUACAUUUUAUGUGUGUAGUUCUAGACAAGCCACAUGAAAACAGAACUUGUAUAUCAUUGCUGUCAUGCAAAAAAACUUGUAUCUCCAUCCAUGUUUGCAGUUUUUAGCAUUUAUAAAUAAUUUGAAUUUGGUUGAUGUUCUUAAAUUUUAUCAACAUUUCAUGAUAUAUGAACCAAUAGAAAGUGAUUGGAAUAAAAUAUUUUUAUUGACAUGCCAUUGAAAAUUGUUUUUGCUUUUCCUGUAAAGUUGUUGUUUUGGAGAUACAAGGUUUUUGUGUGAGAGUGGCAAUAUAUGUGUGUAUAUAUAUAAAUGUGUGUACUCAGUUGAGAAUUUUAUAAUUUCACACUUCUAUUUCUCAUUUAUUAUCUCUAUUUGAAACUAAGAGUUUCUGUUCUUUAAUUUACUUUAUAAUACUGUGGCUGCCCAAUAGAAUCAGAUGAAUAAUCAAAUGCAAAAUUGAAAUCUGUGAGUGCUUUGACUGUUCCCUUUUAUUUAUUGCUGUUUUGCAGUUCUGAAGACCAGUACAGUGAGCACUGCUGCUCACCAGUUCAAGGGUUAUGUGCUCUCUUUGUUUGUGAUGUUUGUUGGAUUUUUCACAGCUUUAAACGAAUGCUUCUUCAUCCCAACUCCUCACUCAACAUCUACACUCUAAACCAUCUCUACUCACUGGAGGUUUCAUAGCUUUUCUGUAUUAAGGUUGAUUGAAACAUUAAUUUUGUGUGUGUGUGUUUGUGUGUAUGCCUGUGUAAAACAGGGCAGUUGGUUCAGCUAGACCACAUGAGACCGUUUCCAGAAAUACAUUAUUGUACAGAUUUACAUAUGUGAUAUAUGGGUGUGUAUGUGCAUAUAGUGGUGCGCACAAAACACCACAAAGACGUGAAUACACAAGCCUGACAUCAAAAGUGGCCCAAAGAAAUGAUGCAUCUACGUAAUUUAAUCUUAAUUAACAUUGGUAAUCUCCCUGUUGUUGUUUUCUCUAACCUUUUCCAAUGUUAAUGAAUUUAAUUCAGGCCUUUGUAAAGUUGUGUGUAAAAGUGGGCUUGAUGAUGGACAGGGGGCAUGGGGUAUAAAAAGAUGGAAGUGUGGUAAACUGUAUCUUAACAAGGUGGACGUCGUGUAAAUCCAAUAACAUGAGAACAUGAAGAAACAACACUUUUUUUUGUAUUGAUUUGACCUGUAUGAUCUGUAUGAGUUUGAGGAUGAGUCUCCUUGAGCAUAUAUUUAAUCUUGAUUAAACUUAUGUUCAUCUGUA
This is a messenger RNA of Astyanax mexicanus (Mexican tetra), 4314 nucleotides long. It is a transcript of the gene acbd3, whose product is annotated as acyl-Coenzyme A binding domain containing 3. Gene Ontology annotation, molecular function: fatty-acyl-CoA binding. The coding region runs from base 71 to 1657 and encodes 528 amino acids. NCBI's taxonomy places the organism in Eukaryota, Metazoa, Chordata, Actinopteri, Characiformes, Acestrorhamphidae. The record is from RefSeq and is a predicted model, not a curated record. The transcript is spliced from 8 exons. Gene Ontology annotation, cellular component: Golgi membrane.